AAACGCCACAUCAUCUAUUUUUUGUUAAUGAUACUGGACAAAAUUACGCAUCUCAGCAUCUAAAUAUAACCAGCAAAGAAAUAUGCGAUGUAAGAUUAAAUAAGACAGCAUUGAUAACAAAUUUGACUCGCAAUACAAUUUAUCGCGUUAAUUCCGAGAAAAGUGUUAUAGCUUUCAUGGGAAAAGAAAUGUUCCUUGCUCUGAGUGAUGACUAUCUGGGCACUGAAUAUGUAGUCCCGGUAUACCACGAUAUCACAUGGAGGAGUAUCCUGGGAUUGGGCAACCCGACUAACGAUGAUAUAACUGUCAGCUUAAAAUUCCCUGAAAAAAGAAACUUCGAAGGAAACUUGUGUCCAAAUGAGACGUUGGACCUGACUCUGCAGAGUUACGAAACAGAAUCUCUAACAUACAGCUGUGAUAUAACAGGAACGCGAAUUGUUUCUUCAGAAAAGCUGAUCGUUUACACAGCAAGUAUACCAUUGAGCAACUCAGGAGGAGCAGAAUAUCUUCUGGAACAACUGUUACCAAUCACCUUGUGGGGAACGCAUUACGUGGUGGUCCCUUUAGGAGAUCGUCCUUACGGCAAUGUAUUGACGAUUGUGACUGCUAUUGACGACACGACAAUCCAUAUUUCAGGGUAUGAUUUUGUCACCAUUCCGAACAAGUAUGAUAGGAUCCAAAGACGAGUCGACCUUGAUACUCCUCUUACCAUUCGGUCUUCACAAGUCGUGUCUGUUUUGCAAACAUUUUGGUUCCUCUCUGGAGAGAGGGGUUCUGUUAAUCUAAUUCCUAUUGCUUUUAAAACUGACUUACAGAAAACAUUCGACGACACCGAUUCCUUGAGAUAUGCUUAUGUAUCUAACAUCGGCUACAAUGGAAGCGAAUAUGUUCCUCUGUCCAAUUACUUUGCAUAUAGAAAUCAGUCUGAACUACUAACCGCUGCACAAGGAUGUACCGUGACAUCAGCUACUCCUGAUCAGAAGGGAGGUACGCAUUGUGGAUUCUCUAAAGACAACAUUAGUGACAGCGUAUGGCCAAAUAAAAGCCACUUAACCACAGAAGAGUUAAAAGAAAUUUUCAGUUGCUGUGAGUAUUAA
Molecule: messenger RNA, 1097 nt
Organism: Saccostrea cuccullata (small rock oyster)
Lineage: Eukaryota; Metazoa; Mollusca; Bivalvia; Ostreida; Ostreidae
Exons: 2
Coding region: 177-1097 (306 amino acids)
Source: RefSeq, a predicted model, not a curated record